AUGUCCACCAAUUCGUUCAAAAUCGAAUCGUCAAGCUUGUUUAGUCUGCUCAAUCAACUUGGCCAGCAGUUGAGACUGGAGUCUGAAACCGGCUUUGUGGUCAGAGUCGGUAAGAACGUAAAAGAUGUCGCUGAUGAUUGGGAAGUAGAAGUUCUUGUAGAAUCCAAGAGCAAACGAGUUGGAUCCCAAGUCUUCAAUGUUUUUCAACAACUCAACACAAAGAGUCAGACCAGUGUUCUCGACCUCUCUGUUGUUGUGCUUGAAAGCCCACAGAAUCGCAUCGAUAAACGAUUGGAACGCCUCUGGUGGGAAUUGAACAAGAGCAUUGAAUCCCUUCAGAUCGAUCUCUCUCAGCAACUUGUAAAACUCAACUCUAUGUUCUGGAUACUCGGUGAAAUCCUUAUUGAUCAUGUUCAAAGUAACCUCAAAAACGUUAGCAAGGAUAAGAACAAUCUCGUCAGGACCCAAUGGCGUGCAAACAGCCACAUUGGUCUUGAUGAUGUUGGCAAUAAUUUUGACAAUGUCAGAGUUGGACAACAGUUGAGGAUCUUCGCCAGCCUGUUGAACAACGGUUCUCCAUGCAACGUUCGGAAGAUUCAUCAGGUCAGACAAAAGCUUGUUUCUGGUUUGAGUAGAGUUUUGUGCGGAUAUUAUGGUUCCACAAGCCUCGUAAAACGUGUGAACUUGUUGGGGUUGAAGGUCAGAGGUAGUCUCCUGGAUGUUUCGGAUGAUUUCAUCAAUGAAAGGUCCCGUCUCACCUUGUUGUUGAACAACAAAGUGACGCUUGCACUUUUGAGUGAUCUUGAUAAAAGUGUCACAUGCCAUAUCUUGAACUCCUUCGUGGGUUUCAUGCAUAAAUUCAAACAACUUAUUGACAACAGUCUUCAAGAACUUCCAGUGAGCUUUCAGGAAUCUUGGGUAUUGUCCAACAAUGUACAUGAUGUUGGAUGCCACAACUGCCUUGUUAUCCUUACCCCGUUUCAUUUCGGUCAACGACAGCAAAUCUUUAAUAACUGUAACCAAGAAUCUUUUCUCUCUCUCUUCGUCCAUAGAACCAGAGAUCGAACCGAUUGCCCAACACAAAGUGUUGAUAUUAUGCCAAGACCAUUCCGAACCAUCGAUUUGGCUAGCAAGCUUGGCAGACAUGAUUGCUUCUGUGUCAUUGAUAUCCAGGUGAGUAAGGUAAACCAAAACCUCUCUCAUAGACUUGUACAGCUGAAUGGUGUCACUUUCCUUGACAAACUCUCUCACAAUUUCUCCUUCAUCAUUUUCAACAACCAACACCUCUUCUGGUCUGACCAUGUUUUCGAUCAUCACAACUCUUAA
Messenger RNA from Ogataea philodendri, 1326 nucleotides. RefSeq lists its product as uncharacterized. NCBI's taxonomy places the organism in Eukaryota, Fungi, Ascomycota, Pichiomycetes, Pichiales, Pichiaceae. The record is from RefSeq and is a predicted model, not a curated record. The transcript has 3 exons. Bases 1 to 1326 code for a protein of 441 amino acids.